AUGGGCUCUUCUUCUUUAAUGGCCUCCCUUGUUUUUGCAGUUUUGGUAGCAGCUCUAAGCUUCCCAUCCACAACCUCCCAAGGCUAUGACGACGACUCUCCUCCACCACCGGUUUAUUAUUCUACUCCACCACCUGGCUACUACUAUACUCCACCGCCUGUUUAUUACUCUCCUCCACCUCCUAAGAACGACUACGAUUACAAGUCUCCUCCACCACCACGAAAAAAUAAUGAAGACAAAUCACCACCUCCACCACCACCAACAAAGAAGCCAGCCCGUUCACCACCACCACCACCAAAAAGGUAUCCUCCAGUACCACUACCGGCACCAAGGAGGUCACCUCCUCCUCCAGUACCGAGACCAAGGCGGUCACCUCCUCCCCCAGUACCACUACCAGGGCCAAGGAGGUCGCCUCCUCCUCCAGUACCGGGACCAAGGAGAUCACCUCCUCCUCCAGUACCGCUACCGGGACCAAGGAGAUCACCUCCUCCUCCAGUACCACUACCAGGACCAAGGAGGUCGCCUCCUCCUCCGCCAUCUCCUUACUACUAUUAG
Momordica charantia (bitter melon) is the source of this 555-nucleotide messenger RNA. NCBI's taxonomy places the organism in Eukaryota, Viridiplantae, Streptophyta, Magnoliopsida, Cucurbitales, Cucurbitaceae. The record is from RefSeq and is a predicted model, not a curated record.